GGCAUCCCACAUCUACACAGCUGCUCCUGUUGAAGCAUUGAGAUAAACAGUGAAGAGGACAUAUGGAUCUGUUUCUCCCUACAGAGGCAAGUGGAGGUGAGUCGCUGCCCGGCAUGAACGGCACCCCCAGAAACAGGAAGUAGAAGCUAAAGCAGCUGUCUGUCUGCCAUGGCCUGUGAGCCUCCCACAGACCCUGGUGGGGCAGCUGGUCCCCUGCCCACCUCUAUCUUGGGCUGCAGCACCCUGCCUCAAAGGAGCCCUCCUGGCUGGGGACAAGAGCUGCACAAUGGCCAGGUCCUCACAGUCCUCCGGAUCGACAAUACCUGUGCACCUAUCUCCUUUGACCUGGGAGCUGUAGAAGAGCAACUGCAGGCCUGGGGCAUUCAGGUCCCUGCUGAGCAAUACAGGAACUUGGCUGAGAGUGCCCUCUUGGAACCUCAAGUGAGGAGAUACAUCAUCUACAACUCUAGACCCAUGCGGCUGGCCUUUGCUGUUGUAUUCUAUGUGGUGGUGUGGGCCAACAUCUACUCUACCAGCCAAAUGUUUGCCCUGGGCAACCAGUGGGCAGGCGUGCUGCUUGCCACUCUGACUGCCGUCAGCCUGACCCUGACCCUUGUGCUGGUCUUUGAGAGACAGCAGAGAAAGGCUAACACUAACACAGACCUGAGGCUGGUGGCCACCAAUGGAGCCCUUCUGAGACACCGGGUGCUGCUGGGGAUGACUGACUCAGUGGAAGGAUGCCAGAGUGUGAUCCAGCUCUGGUUUGUCUACUUUGACCUGGAGAACUGUGUGCAGUUUUUGUCCGACCAUGUCCAAGAAAUGAAGAGGAGCCAAGAGUCCUUGCUGAAAAGCAGAUUAAGCCAGCUAUGUGUUGUCAUGGAGACGGGAGUGAGCACUGUGGUGGAAGGGCCUGAGGAUUUGGAAGAUGCCCCCCUCCUGCCCAGCACUCCUGGUCAUCAGGAAAGACCACUCAUGCAGACUGAACUCUAUCAGCUUGUUCCGGAUGCUGAGCCAGAGGAGAUGGCUCGGCAGCUGCUGGCAGUGUUUGGUGGCUACUACACUCGGCUCCUGGUGUCCUCUCAGCUCCCCCAGCCAAUGGGAACUCGACACACAGACUCUGCAAGGGUCCCAUGCCCCUGCCAGCUCAUAGAAGCACACAUUUUGGGCACAGGAUGCUGCCCAUUCCUGGCCAGGUGACCUAGGAAUCUUCAUCUUCCUCCGAGACUGAGAAGUGGAGGAGGAGUCAGGAUCCUGGUGUGGGGGACAGUGAGUUCAGAUGAAAUCAGCAUUUGGAGACACUUUGGAGAGUGUCUGUUGGUUAGGGGGUCAUCAAGUGCAUGCCAGAUGCCUUAUUGGCAUCAUAUGCUGUCCUGGCCUUGCUGAAGCUAGUGGCUGAGCUAGAGUUGCCUGGGCCUGUAGCCUGGAUAGAGGAUCCCUUCUGUUGCCUGUGGAACACCAGAAACCUGUAGCCAACUCCUCAGAGUUCAGAGAGAAUGCUGCUCUGUCUGAAUUGCUCCUGGCUGCUGAUAAGCCCACCCACUUCCGGUGAGAGGAGGUCUCGGAAGGGUGAACCAGCUUGUGAACUACAGUACCAUUCGGGCUUGCUGUCUGUCAGCACCUGGGCUGUAGACAACAGGGCUGGAGGACAGGGGUGAGGAGACCAGAGUUGGUGACCAUCAACAGGGGCACUUGGAAAAGAAGACCUUAUCGGUGGGACUCAGACUGGUUUUGCGCAGCCACAUGCUGGCUUGUGAUGGUGAUUUUCUCCUGCAGAUCAGCAAUGGUGUUUUCUGACACUCCGCUGUUAUGGAACGAAGUGUGAUCAGACAUUCUGGGUUUGAAUAAAGAGGUCAGAGACUUCUCUAAGAGUUUGAAGACUGCCCACAGCACCAUGUCCAUAGCCCUUAUCUUGUGUGAAGGUCCAGCUCCAAGAUCCAGCCUUCAUGGUUUUUGUCCCCCACAAAUCACCAUUAUAAGUUGGAAUUCUUCCCUGAACUGGCAGAUGUAUUUGUUCCUGUUGGACUCUUACUCAUGCUUCAAAAUCCAGCUUUCCGCAUCCCUUCUGCUGCUUUCUGUCUCGUUGAAAUUCCUGAUGGAGCUGCUCCUGUUAUUGAGAUAUUCUGUCAUUCCAUUUUUUCUCCUGUAUAUAUACCUCUUUUUCUAUCGAGACUGUCAACUCCUCAAGGUCCAACACUGUACCCAUCUUCCUUUUGUAAAUGACCUGGACUUGCUUAGAACAAAGUAACUCUGAAAAGUCCCAUGGUUCGGUUGCUUUAUCCUCUCUACCAGUUGUGGCAAAUUGUUCUGCAAACGUGGUUGAAUGAUAAGACCUAGAUCAUGAUGGACCAGAGUUUUGAGCGAUGUCACUUUGUUUGUCCACCCUCCAUGUCCUGGAUGAUUCUGGCCAUUUCCAGCUCAUUGUGCUGUUUGUUAUUCUUACCUCAUGCAUAAAGUGCUCCCCUGACACCCCCCCCCCAAUGCUGAGGUGGCCUUGGUGAUAUGUCAUCUGUCAUAGAUAGUGAGCUGGAUUCUUGUUUUUGCACAUCUGCCAUCUCUAGGGCUGUGUGGCCAUGGCUGAGUGUACUGCCUUCUCAGUGUGUCCACCAACCCCUCUGUAGAGCCCUGUGGUGGACUGAAAUGGCACAGUGCUGGAGACUUGCUGGGUUAGACACAGCCUACCUCUUUGCUUUCUCUGUAUCCAAGAUGGAGCCAUGUCCAGGGGCAGCUUUGCUCAGUGGAAUACUUCACUGUCUUGACCCACUGUGGGAAAUCUCACUGAAUUUUAGCAAGGGAGCCUAUGCUUGGGUCAUCUGGUCACAGAACCCUUCAGUAUAAUAAUGGAGAAUAAAACUGUAUUUGGUGAAUGACCCAG
Messenger RNA from Cricetulus griseus (Chinese hamster), 2872 nucleotides. NCBI's taxonomy places the organism in Eukaryota, Metazoa, Chordata, Mammalia, Rodentia, Cricetidae. The record is from RefSeq and is a predicted model, not a curated record.